AUGGAUGGAUGGAUGGAUAGAUGGAUGGAUGGAUGGAUGGAUGGAUGGAUGGAUGGAUUUGUUGAUUUUGUCUUUCAUUCACAAACAUACUGACACUUCUCUCAGUUUACCUCGAUUGUGUCUUUACUACACAGGCAAUUUUUUAAGCUUUAUUGAGCUUGYCCCUACUGAAUAAAACAGCUUUUUUGAUGCUUUAAACAGAUGYUUGUAAAUAUUUUAUUCACACUGCAGCUUGUUGAAUUGUCCUUUAUGUAAAUUAGAAUAUACACGUCAUGCAUGUAUCACUUGAAUUUAUAACAUAAAACUGUUGUUAGUAUGAAUGACAAUAAUGCUGAUGCUAAUAAUUAGUGUAUAAUCCAGAAAUCGUUUGCUACAGAUUGCAAAUAUAUUAUUUACUAAGUGCAGUGUCAUUUUAGCUCAUAGUGAUGACAGCGUGCAGUUUCAGCACCACAAAGCAUGGACAGCCCCACCUUUCUUUUAACCGCUGUUUGUGAUGCGACGCAAUAACUUCAUUUUGUAAUAAAGUUUGUGGUUAUUAUUGGCUUGUAAACCUUUAAUUGCAACAAAAUAUAUAUAUAUAUAUUUAUUUUAACAGCAGUUGGAACUAGUUUUGUAUAUUAUACAGUUAAAGUCUAUUAAAACAAGCUGGGGACUGCAUUUUUUUUUYCCUAUGGUGAUAUUCAAAAAUUGGACAGUAAAGGACGCUGUUGGUCAGUAAAACAAGUGAGUGAGGAAAGGAGAGGCACRUCAACCUCUUUUUGUUCAUUUGAGAAAAAAACAAGCGGUGGUUUCAGUCGCAUGAGCCACUAACUCUAUUAGAGAGAUAGAAUCUGCAUCGAAGGACCACUUUUUACAUCAUCAUUUGUUCUUUUUGGAUUCAUUGGACCCAACAUUUUUUUAAUCUUUUUUUAACGAAUUUGCAAUGGCGUCUGAUAAAUCGUUUUCAUCCUGUGGGAAAUGGCGUUCUCUUUCCAGGUCAGUGCAGUGCUUUCUGCUGUCCCUCUGCUGUCUCAGCCACAUAGUUUCUGGCCAGAUCAGAUAUACAGUUCCAGAGGAGAUGAAAAGGGGGUCUCUUAUUGGGAAUGUCGCUCAUGAUCUGGGCUUAAAUGUGGAAAGGCUGCGUUCUGGCCGUGCCCGCAUCGUGACGAGACAAAGCCUUCAGUACACGGAGCUGAAAACAGACAAAGGCGUGUUAGUCGUGAACGAGAGGAUUGACCGGGAGCAGCUUUGCGGAGACACGACACCGUGCAGCUUCAGCUUUGAGGUGAUUUUAGAGAAUCCGAUGGAGCUGCAUCGAGUUACGGUGGAAAUAACUGAUAUAAAUGACAACUCGCCGACUUUCCGAAAGGAGGAAGUUAAAUUUGAAAUAAGUGAAUUGGCCACUCUAGGAUCGCGCUUUUUAUUGCCCACUGCGGAGGACGCAGAUGUGGGCAUUAAUGGCCUACAGAAAUACACACUCAAUACAAAUGAUGUGUUUGGAUUAAAACAACUGUCGAGACCAGACGGUAGAAAAUAUGCUGAAAUGGUUCUGCAAAAAGCGUUAGACAGAGAAAUCCAGCCCAGAAUAUCAUUAAAGCUGAUUGCUGUGGACGGAGGAACUCCACCUAGAUCCGGUACUGUAAACAUAGAUGUCACAGUGCUUGAUGUUAAUGACAAUCCCCCUGUUUUUAAUCAGUCUUUAUACAGAGCUACUGUUUCAGAAAACGCAAUAAAAGGCAUUUAUAUCACCACAGUUAAUGCAAGCGAUGCAGAUUCUGGAUCAAAUGGCCUAGUC
This is a messenger RNA of Austrofundulus limnaeus, 1774 nucleotides long. RefSeq names its product protocadherin beta-1. NCBI's taxonomy places the organism in Eukaryota, Metazoa, Chordata, Actinopteri, Cyprinodontiformes, Rivulidae. Gene Ontology annotation, cellular component: plasma membrane. Gene Ontology annotation, molecular function: calcium ion binding. Gene Ontology annotation, biological process: homophilic cell-cell adhesion. The record is from RefSeq and is a predicted model, not a curated record.